This is a messenger RNA of Penicillium oxalicum, 309 nucleotides long. RefSeq lists its product as uncharacterized. NCBI's taxonomy places the organism in Eukaryota, Fungi, Ascomycota, Eurotiomycetes, Eurotiales, Aspergillaceae. The transcript has 2 exons. Bases 1 to 309 code for a protein of 102 amino acids. The record is from RefSeq and is a predicted model, not a curated record.
AUGUCUUCCAUCAUCGGCUCAGUCAAAGACCUGAUUGCCUCAGUCUUCGAGGUCAUCUUUUCUGUCUUCCGAGGCGCUUUUGACCUCUUUUCUGACCUCAUCACGGCCUUGGUCCAUACGAUCACGGGAUUUUUCCAAAUGGUCCUCUCUACGAUUGGCAAUGUUUUCGAAGCUGCCGGCGGCGUGGGCAAAUUUGUUGCAAGCAACAUUGUGGUCAUUGCUCUUAUCGCCGCGGGCAUUUUUGGCUAUCUGCAAUAUCAAGCACGCCAGGGUCGCACCGUCAAGGUUGGAGAUAAGAAAUUGAACUGA